Molecule: messenger RNA, 2632 nt
Organism: Trichechus manatus latirostris (Florida manatee)
Lineage: Eukaryota; Metazoa; Chordata; Mammalia; Sirenia; Trichechidae
Gene: ZNF619
Product: zinc finger protein 619
Biological process (GO): regulation of DNA-templated transcription
Source: RefSeq, a predicted model, not a curated record
GAAAGAUAGACCCAGCUUGUGGAACCAGACAUGGGGUUGAUGUGAUCACCAGGUAGACAGCAGCUGGUGCUGGACUGUGUGCUUGGGAUGUUAGUAUUGGGGUCCCAGAGGUGUACACAUUGAAAGUGGGAGCAUUGGCUGCGGGCUGACUCCUCACGGGUGCUGGGAGGCUCUCCUCACCUGUAUAAACCUUCUAUGGGGCUCAGAACCAUGGACCCUGGUAGAUCCAUCCCUUCCCUGGAGUUUAGGCACCUCCCUCAGGGCCUGGGAAGAAUUCUGUUGUUUCAGGAGUCAGUGACCUUCAAGGACGUGGCUGUGUACUUCACCCAGAGUCAGUGGGCCAGCCUAGACCCUGCGCAGAGGGGCCUGUACAAGGAGGUGAUGCUGGAGAAUUAUGCAAAUGUGGCUUCCCUGGCAGAAUUUCCGUUCCUCAAACCAGAUCUGAUACUCCAGCUGGAGCGAGGGGAAGCACCAUGGGGCCCAGAUCCCUGGACACUGCUUGGGGAAGAGGCCCUGAGAGGUAUAUGUGCAGGUGAUAAGACCAAGCCUGACAUUGAGGCCCCACCUCCAAAACUGAACAUUUCUGAAGAAUCAGAGUCCCCUCGACUGAUACUGGCGAGGCUGCUGAUGGAUGUCCCCCAGCAUCCUCACUUCAAGGACAGGGUAGAGAAGCCACACGUUUAUGAUACAGGGAAGAAGACGAAGUCAAAGAAAGGAGAUUUUGCAGAUUUGAGAGCCCAGGAUGGUAAACCCACCACCGUUGACAGGGAGGAGAUAGCCAGGAAAUUGGAAAGAAGCAGGGGUACCAGCACCCAUCUCAUUACAAAGCAGAGCCUUCCUAGAGAACAGGUGUUUUAUAAAUGUGGUGAGUGUGGCAGAAAUUUCAGCCAACAUUCAGACCUUCACCAGCACCAGAGAAUUCACACUGAUGAGAAGCCCUACCAAUGCAAAGAAUGUGGGAAAGCCUUCAGAUGUAACUCAAAGCUGUCACGGCAUCAGAAAAUCCACAGUGGGGAGAAACCUUACUCAUGUCAGGAAUGUGGGCAAGCCUUCAGUCAAAAUUCCCACCUCCUUCAGCAUCAGAAACUUCAUAGUGGUGAGCAGCCCUACAAAUGUAAGGACUGUGGGAAAACCUUCAGCUACAACUCAAAACUGAUUCGGCAUCAGAGAAUACACACUGGGGAGAAACCCUUUAAAUGUAAGGAGUGUGGGAAGGCGUUCAGGUGUAGCUAUGACUGCAUCAUCCAUGAGCGAAUUCACACUGGGGAGAAGCCCUAUGAAUGUCAGGAGUGUGGGAAAAGAUUCAGUUCUAAUUCAGUCUUGAUUCAGCAUCACAGGAUCCACACUGGGGAGAAACCUUACAAAUGUAAAGAGUGUGGCAAGGCCUUCCGCCGGAGUUGGGUAUUUCUUCAGCACCAGAGGCUCCACACUGGGGAAAAACUCUAUAAAUGUAAUGAAUGUUGGAAAACUUUCAGUUGUAGCUCACACUUUAUAGUACAUCAGAGAAUCCACACUGGGGAAAAACCAUUUAAAUGCCAGGAGUGUGGGAAGGCAUUCAAUCAGAAAACCACCCUGGUUCAGCAUCAGCGAGUUCACACUGGGGAGAAACCUUAUGAGUGUAAGGUGUGUGGGAAAGCCUUCAAGUGGAGUGCAAGCUACAUUCAACAUCAGAAGUUACACACUAGGAAGACACCUGUCCAAGUCAUAGCACCAUCCCCAGUGGAGCCCCACUGCCCCUCUGAAGUGCUUUCCCCUCAGCCUCCCCAAUGUGCGUGUUCUGCCCCGACCAUCCCAGGGUCUCCCCCAUCAUCUCCACAUGCAGUACUGCUUCCACCCUCGAUGUCUCUCUUCAUACUGUUCCCCUCAUCUGAAAUGGCCACUUCUUCACCUGUCCAGAUAGUACAUUUCUUUCAGGAUCUUGCUUCUCCUGAAACUCACUCCCUGUGAUCUCCCUCUUCUCAACUCCCAUUGUACCUUGAGUUGUCUGGAUCAUGUCUUUGUGUGUACUCUUCUGGUCUUAUGUAAGUUAUUAUUGCUUUCCCAACUCCAUUUUAAUUUCUCACAAUUAAGGACUAUGUUUGAUUACUCUCUUUUAUCCCCUGGGUAGGUAGUGGCAGUAUUUGUUCUUUAUAUUGUCCAGUUUUGACCAUCAGUUUGCACCUGCCUUCUGGGGCUACUGGAGUUGGAAGAGUUUGCAGAACAUUUUGGGUUUUAGGGGAUUAUGACAUUACAGUGAGAUGGACCAUUGUAAUUAGAGAAAUAGGAGAAAUGCAAAGCCCCUAGCAGGAGGUUAUCAUAAAGUCUCCAGCGAUUACUUCUAGGAUUUAAGGAAGGCCAUUUGGUGGGUCAGUGAGGCUCACUGUGGGGAUUCUGAGCCCUGGAAUUUUUAUUACCCUGAUAAUGACCAUUAUGAGGUUCCUGUGUAACUGCGAUAGACCAAGAAAAUAAUCAGCAAAAAAAAUAUGCAGUGGUGAGUACACACAGAAAGCAAUAUGAAAAAUUAUGUUCUUAAACUUGAUUGGGAGGGGAUGUGAUUCUUCUGUGUGGGUUCCUUUUUAUUCCCAUCCAGAUGACUAAUUUCAGUGCCCAUUCAAAUAUGUAGGGACCUAUACUAAUAGUCCAUAGGAGCCCU